AUGAUAAUUUUCCAGGUCGAGGCAUGCCUGUUCAAGGUUCACAAAUAUUUCUUGGUCCGUGAGUCGAAGGUAUUCGAAACGCUGUUUCAGCUCCCGCCCGGGGAUGACACGGCAGAAGGGCAGGAUGAUCAUCGUCCUGUCUAUCUGCCUGAAGUGACUGUGCGCGAAUUUGAGAGCCUGAUGCAUUUCUUGUACUAUGGCAUGUUCGAUAAUUGCGGCGUGACGUUGCCUCAAUGGAUCGACAUUCUGCGCGUCUCUAAGCUCUUCGUAUGCGACAAUCUGGUCGACCGCGCUAUCAAGGAAAUACACCAACACAGGCCCCGCAUCGACCCUGUCGAGAAGAUCGUGCUUGCGGUCAGACACAACAUUGCCGACUGGCUCGCGCCCUCCUACGCUGCCAUUUGCCAGCGCGCGCAACCACUCAACAGCGAAGAAGGGCACAAGCUGCGCCUCGAGACGACCGUUUUGCUUGCGCGCGCAAGGGAAGCCGUACGUCAGGAUCAUGUCUCUCGCACGGAGUCGAGACAGGCCCAGGGAGCUGGGGGGCGGGGCGGCGGACGUACGGGAACCUCGCGUACGACGACCUCCUCGGCGCUCCCUGAGCCUGAGCCCGAGCCUAGGCCAUCGUCUGCCUCCAGUUGGCAAGGAUGGGAAGGAUGGACCGUCCCUGACUCGGAAGACCCGUUCGAUCCUCAGCGCGUGGCUGAGAUAGUCGACGAGGUAUUCAAAGCUCUUGACGAAGAACGUGCAACUUAG
Fomitopsis serialis is the source of this 756-nucleotide messenger RNA. RefSeq lists its product as uncharacterized. NCBI's taxonomy places the organism in Eukaryota, Fungi, Basidiomycota, Agaricomycetes, Polyporales, Fomitopsidaceae. The record is from RefSeq and is a predicted model, not a curated record. The coding region runs from base 1 to 756 and encodes 251 amino acids. The transcript is spliced from 2 exons. Gene Ontology annotation, molecular function: protein binding.